Messenger RNA from Letharia columbiana, 3798 nucleotides. RefSeq lists its product as uncharacterized. Gene Ontology annotation, molecular function: GTPase activity; GTP binding; translation initiation factor activity. The coding region runs from base 1 to 3798 and encodes 1265 amino acids. The transcript is spliced from 3 exons. NCBI's taxonomy places the organism in Eukaryota, Fungi, Ascomycota, Lecanoromycetes, Lecanorales, Parmeliaceae. The record is from RefSeq and is a predicted model, not a curated record. Gene Ontology annotation, biological process: translational initiation.
AUGAGAAGUCAAGCCUUGAAGAUUCCAGUCACCAACGAUGUCUGCAUCUUCUGUCUCACACGCAUACAGUUUGCAUCAGUCCAUGCUCUCAGGAGAUCUCAACGUCGAUUUGUUAGCUCUACUCGAGCCUUCCAAAGGCCGCCUGCCAUUGCGGUAGCACAGAAAGAAGAGGAUGGAACUCAAGACUCGGACUUAGCCAGAAGGAGCCAGCCACCACGACCUUUCGGUGGCGGUUGGGCCAGGACUAGACCGGCAGCACCAAGCGACUUGACACCAGAAGAGAAGGCAUUGAGGAAUGCACUGCAAAAUAAUCUUACAAGAGAACCACCACAACUUGAAGAGAAAGAGACUACGCAAGAGCCUCGUAUCCGUAGACAUACAGCUAGGGGACGUACGCUACAAGCACCACCACAAGUUGAAGAGAACGAAACUACGCAAGGGUCUCGUGUCCUUCAACAUGUAGGUAGGGGAUAUUCGCUACAAAGACCACCACCACCCGAAUCGCACACGCCACGAAAGCCGAGAUUUGGUGGUUGGGCCAAAAGUGGAAUUACAACCGAAUUGACCUCGGAAGAGCAGGCCUUGCGACAAAGCUUCCAGAGAGAAGCUGCUCCUGAGCCUCGUCUCCCUGUCCAUCGGAUCAGUCAUUCACCGCAUACAUCUUCUGUCCCAGGAUACCCGUCGAGACAGGAGUUACAAGCGAGAAGAGAUGCCCCUUUGGAGGAGACUGCGCGUACUUUCCCAAUUCAGACCUCUGGUACCCAACGACAGGGUACGCAGGAGAACACAAAUAAUGAGGGGUUACUUGGAUAUCGUCAAACCCGCGAUGCCCAGCUUAAUUACCAUAUCUCCCAGUCCACAGCAAAGCCGAAAUUUCGGCAGGGAGAUUGGUACUGUCCUUCCUGUGCACAACACAAUCCUGAGAGGGACCGAAAGUGCCCUACUUGUCAGACUGUGAAGCCUUUUAUGGCAAAUUGGCAAUGUCAAGAGUGUGGGAAAACCAAUCCUCCAAAGUAUCACUUUUGCUAUAGUUGCCAGACCCCAAUUGCUUCUACCACUGCGCAAGGGCCAACGGACCACGUCAAGCAUUGGAAACAUGUAAGACGACCAGGAUAUGAUGCCUCUCCCGGGCAUUCGCCGCCAGAGCAAUCUCCCACCCAAGAGCGCUCCGCAGACACCCGAGCAAUUGCCAGGGCAAGUGCAAUCGAACGAGAAAAAAUGGAGCGCAUGGAGAAGACGAAAGGUGGCGAAUUUGUCGGUCUUGGGGGCCAAUAUGAGACUGCUACAUCCGAAGCCAUGAAAUAUUCCCAUUGGUCUCUUGAGCCUGAUGGAUCUGAAGCGCAGCAUGUUAAACCCACUACGGCCGAUGCGCCCGACACGUCGACGACUGGGAGCCAUUUGGUAAACUGGCGAGCUCAAUCGGCAACGAAACCGCAAGUGAAUGGAGUGCAGGGCAUCACAGACAAGAGGUCUGGUCAGGAGGUUGCGGGUAGACUCUCGGAAGAUCGAUCAAAAGUAGCAAAGUUCACAGGCGGUUGGAAGCGAUGGGAACCCCCCUCGGCAGGAAGCCAGCCUCCCCUUGAAGAGUCUUCUGAACGCGGUCAUCUUGGUCAAGCUGAUAGACCGUCUCAACCAUCGUCCUUUGAGCUCGCGCGCGAGCAGAAUGCGAGAAAACCCGAGUUUUCUGCAUUAGAGAGAGAAAGGCGUACUAGACAUGAACCGCGGGGACGAGAUAUUGCAAGGCACUCAUUGUACGAAAGCACAUCUAUGCCUCAUGUUAGAGGUGGUGACCGUGAUAAACUGCGAAAGAGUAAGAAGGUGGUUUCGACCUACGACGAUGCCGAUGAAGAUGAUGAAGAUCGUGCAGCCCGACGAAUGGGACGCAAAGAGCAACGAAAGAAAGCCAGGGCUAUACAGAGGGCGACAGCCCCAGCGACGCCCAUCUACCUACCCGAAUUCAUCAGCGUUUCCAACCUUGCUGGCAUCUUGAAGGUCAGGGUCGACGACUUCAUUCACAAGAUGAAAGCUCUUGGCUUUGAGGAGACCAAUAACGACCACGUCCUUGAUGCAGAGACUGCUGGACUUGUAGCAGCCGAGUUCAAUUUCGAGCCGAUAGUCGAGCAAGCUGAGAAUCAAGAUCUGCUUCCUAGACCGCCUGCGGAGGACACGUCAGUGUUGCCUCCUCGUCCUCCUGUGGUCACCAUUAUGGGACAUGUGGAUCAUGGGAAGACCACGCUUCUAGACUACCUCCGAAAGUCAUCAGUAGCAGCAUCCGAGCAUGGUGGGAUCACCCAACACAUUGGUGCCUUCUCCGUGCCCAUGCCUGGCGGACGGCUUGUCACAUUCUUGGAUACACCAGGUCAUGAAGCAUUCCUCAGCAUGCGUCAGCGAGGUGCGAAUGUUACAGACAUCGUCAUUUUGGUUGUCGCCGCGGACGACAGUGUAAAGCCUCAAACCAUCGAAGCCAUCAGACACGCUCAAACGGCCAAAGUUCCAAUGAUCGUAGCGGUCAACAAAAUUGACAAAGAAGAUUCCAACGUUGAGCGAGUCAAGCAAGAUCUGGCUAGAUAUGGUGUUGAGAUUGAAGACUACGGAGGAGACACCCAAGUCGUCUGCGUCAGUGGCAAGACCGGUCAAGGCAUGGAAGAGCUAGAAGAUGCCGCUGUUGCCCUUGCAGACAUUCUUGACAUGCGCUCUGAGACUGAUGGUCAGGCUGAAGGUUGGGUACUUGAAGCUACUACUAAAAAAGCUGGCCGUGUUGCUACUGUGCUUGUCAGACGUGGUACCCUCAGACCAGGCGAUAUCAUUGUCGCCGGCACUUCCUGGGCUAGAGUUCGGAGUCUACGAAACGAAGCGAGCGUCAUGCUCAAGUCUGCAGGGCCUGGCACACCCGUUGAAAUUGAUGGCUGGCGCGAGCAACCUGCCGCGGGCGAUGAAGUUCUCCAAGCACCUGACGAACAAGGAGCUAAAGCCGUGAUCGAUUAUCGCCUUGAAGCCUACGAACGGACCCGAAUGGCUACCGACAUGGCCGCAGUGAACGAAGCUCGCCGUCUCGAGCAAGAAAAGCGGGAAGAAAAGCGGGAAGAAUUGGAGAGAGCAGCCGGACUUGCUGAAACAGAUCGUGAUGCUGCCACCCCCACAGAAGGGCAAAGCACUCCUUCAACGCCAUCGUUCCAAGAAGUCUUCUUCAUCAUCAAAGCCGACGUCUCUGGUUCUGUCGAAGCUGUCGCCGAUGCCGUCUCCGCUCUCGGCAACAGCGAAGUGCGCCCUCACAUUCUCCGCACUGGCGUCGGGCCUGUGACCGAGUUCGAUGUCGAUCACGCUGCCGUCGCAAAAGGCAGCAUCAUCUCCUUCAAUACAACCGUCGAUGGGAGUAUACAGCGCAUGGCAGAAGCUAAAAAAGUCAAGAUCCUGGACCAGAGAAUCAUUUACAGGCUCGUCGAUGACGUGAAAGCGAAGCUUAGCGAAAUGCUACCGGCUAUCGUUACUCAGAAGGUCUUGGGCGAGGCUGAGAUUGCGCAGGUGUUUGAAAUCAAUACAAAGGGGAGAGUUACAGUGCCGUUUGCUGGGUGUAAAGUUAGAAAUGGUGUGGUUGGGAGAAACCAUAAAAUCAGGGUGCUGAGGGGGAAGGAGGUUGUUUACGAUGGCACGCUUUCUUCCCUCAAGAACGUGAAGAAAGACGUCACGGAGAUGCGCAAGGGUAGUGAAUGUGGUAUGGGCUUUGAAAACUGGACGGAGUUCAAGCUGGGGGAUCAGGUGCAGAGCUACGAAACUAUGUCCGAGAAACGGACGCUGUGA